Cariama cristata (Red-legged seriema) is the source of this 1384-nucleotide messenger RNA. RefSeq names its product secreted protein, acidic, cysteine-rich (osteonectin) (gene SPARC). The transcript is spliced from 11 exons. Gene Ontology annotation, biological process: anatomical structure development. Gene Ontology annotation, molecular function: calcium ion binding; collagen binding; extracellular matrix binding. The record is from RefSeq and is a predicted model, not a curated record. NCBI's taxonomy places the organism in Eukaryota, Metazoa, Chordata, Aves, Cariamiformes, Cariamidae. Bases 55 to 951 code for a protein of 298 amino acids.
AGUGCCUGAAGUUUCCUCAGCCCUUCUGCCGGGACUGCGAGGGUUCGCUGAAAGAUGAGGGCCUGGAUUUUUUUCCUUCUCUGCUUGGCAGGCAAAGCCCUGGCAGCUCCGCAGGAGGCUCUGCCCGAUGAGACGGAGGUCAUUGAAGACCCCACCACAGAGGAGCCUGUGGGGGCUAACCCUGUCCAGGUGGAGGUGGGAGAGUUUGAGGAACCCACGGAGGACGUAGAGGAGAUUGUCACAGAGAACCCCUGCCAGAACCACCACUGCAAGCACGGCAAGGUGUGCGAGGUGGAUGACAACAACUCGCCCAUGUGUGUGUGCCAGGACCCCUCCAGCUGCCCAGCCACCACCGGCGUCUUUGAGAAGGUCUGCGGCACUGACAACAAGACCUAUGACUCCUCCUGCCAUUUCUUUGCCACCAAGUGCACCUUGGAGGGAACCAAGAAGGGACACAAGCUGCACCUGGACUACAUCGGGCCUUGCAAAUUCAUCCCCGCCUGCCUGGACACAGAGCUGACCGAGUUCCCCCUGCGCAUGCGGGACUGGCUGAAGAACGUGCUGAUCACCCUGUAUGAGCGCGAUGAGGACAACAACCUGCUGACCGAGAAGCAGAAGCUCAAGGUGAAAAAGAUCCACGAGAACGAGAAGCGCCUGGAGGCUGGUGACCACACCGUGGAGCUCCUGGCCCGCGACUUUGAGAAGAACUACAACAUGUACAUCUUCCCCGUGCACUGGCAGUUCGGGCAGCUGGACCAGCACCCCAUCGAUGGGUACCUGUCCCACACCGAGCUGGCCCCCCUCCGUGCCCCCCUCAUCCCCAUGGAGCAUUGCACCACUCGCUUCUUUGAGGCUUGCGACCUGGACAAUGACAAGUACAUCGCCCUGGAGGAGUGGGCCAGCUGCUUCGGCAUUAAGGAGCAGGACAUAGACAAGGAUCUUGUGAUCUAAACCCCCAGCUUCCUUCUCUGCUGCCAACUUUGUCUUGUUUUAACCUUCCCACUUCCUUUGGUUUUUAAACUGCUUUUGUUUGGUUUUGUUUUGUUUUUUUUCCCUGGGAACAAGGUGCUAAUAUAGAUCUAAACAUACGUAGUAAUGGUGCUAAGAGAAAUAACAGUCCUCGUUCAUAGCCUAAUCUAUCACCACUAGAUUACACACGCUCUUACCAGCGCUUUCUCUCUCCGACGUGUCUUUACCAUUGACCAACCCUGUUGCUGUCUUGAAUAUCCGUCUCGGUAUCCACUCUCGGAUUGACUUCUCUUAACUUCUUACUAACAGCACUUACAGACCGCCAGCAAGGGAAGGCAGAGCUGGAGGAUGUAGGAGGACUGGGCUUUUUGGGCAGAGCAGCCGGGGGUGACAUUGUGGUCACCCAGCUCAUGGU